GGAAAUGAACAGAACAUUAGGAGACGUUUUUGUUCAGUUUGGCCAAUCAGCACAGAUAUACUUGUUCUAAAAUAAAAGGCUCCAAAGGAAUAUUGAUAACUGCAACAAAUUGGGGAUAUCAAAAUAUGUAAAACAAAUUUCUUUUUUGCCUCUAUGACGUCGUUAACCGGACUGGUUGUGUAUGCGAUGUCGAUUCUUUUUGCAGUCCCCGUGUCUUUUGUUUUUAAGGCUUAGUUCCCCAUAUAAGGCAUUUUAUAAUAAGACUAUAGUUUUAUUUUCUUUUUAAACUAUGUGUUUUGUUGUACUACUACUAGUGAAGCCAUCCCGUGAUAAUGUAUUUGUAUCUAUGCUAUAACUCUUAUGCCAUUCUAGCCUUUAUAUCGUCAUACUUUUAAAGCAAUUUUUAUAUGGAUUUUUACACUUGCAGGUACAAUCUUCAUAUAAAUGUAAAAAAUAAUUAGAACUGUCAACAAAAUAUUUCACACUAUGACUUGAUUGAUGAAAUACUUUAUUAUGUCUCCACAAUGGAGAAAAGUAGUAUUUUCAAGAACACUAUGCAUUAUUAGCAUUAUUCUUUUUUCUUUGCAUGCUUCUGUCAUGGAUACCACAUUCAGCGUUAAUUGGGUUGGCCUUUUCUUGUGCUGUUGGUAUAACUUUUCUGGUUCUGGGGUGUGCUCUUCCGCAGUUCAACAACUGGUGGCCUAUGUUUGUUCUGUUUUUUUAUGUACUUUCUCCCAUACCAACAAUCAUUGCAAAGCGCUUGGCCGACAGCUAUGACUCACCAAGCAGUGCUUGUGUUGAGCUGUGUGUAUUUGUCACAACAGGAAUAGUCAUCUCAUCCAUUGGGCUUCCUAUUGUCUUGGCUCACACUGAAAUUAUCCAGUGGGGUGCCUGUGGACUGGUGUUGGCUGGAAAUGUUGUAGUCUUCCUUACUAUCCUUGGCUACUUCUAUGUUUUUGCAAGUGACGACUUUGACUAUAGCAUGUGGUCUGCAAGAUGAUGAGAUAAUCUCUGGCCAUAAAAAGAUGGUUGUGGCAGUAGUUCAUCAGACAGGCAAAGGUGCUUUGAUCUCGUCUUACCACAUACUUUAGGCGUAUUUUCAGUGCAGAAAUUUUAUGAAAGGAUGUUUAUUAUAUCAACAUCCUUUGCAGCAAAAACAUCAGUGAAGUCUAUCCACAGCCUCGUUCCUCAGCACAGGUCUUGGGAACUGGUUAUCACAGUGAUCUCCAAAUAAUAUCAUUACAUAAGCAAUUAGAUGAAACGUUUUUUGGGAUAUUGAUCUCCAGUAAUUAAACCCAAUUAUAGUCUGAUUAUUAAUUUGUUUUGUUUUGUGCUUCAUCAAAGAUCACAAUAAAGCAAAAAUAAAGGGGAAAAAACCUGAUAGCAUGAUAAGAUGAUGAUCCUUGGGAUUUUUCUCUUCCUAUUUCAUAUAUAUUUUCUCUGCCACCACUGUCAUCAAAUCAGUGUUUCUUUGUGUAAAGCAAUAUUGCUUUGUUUCUUGUGAGGCACCCCUAAUUUAUUUCAUAUGCAUUGAUUGCUGCUCUUGCUGAAGGUGCCAUUUACUUACAAAAUGUGUACUUCAGAUAAUGUGGACUGAAAUACACAGUUUGGGUACUUGGUAAGUGAACAUGUGACUGAUGAAAGAAUACUGGUUAAUCUGUAUUAUUUAUGUAGGUUUGACAUUGUUAAUGUUAGUCUUGCUGGCUUGUCUAACCCAGUAUGUAAUGGCUCAUCCAUUCAUUGUAACCCUAUAUAAAAUGGAUGUUUUGUGGUUUUAUACAUGUAAAUACAAAGUUUCUGUACUUACAUUUGCAAGGCUUCAUAUUUGCAUUGAAAUGUAGAAUUAUGAUUAAUGAUGACCUUAACUAUUUCUUGAAAAAGGCCACUUUUUGGUCUGUCUUUUUUAAAUGUUGCACAUUGAUACUCAAAAGGUAUGUCAUUGCUGACCGUACAAGCUUUUGUUCUCAUAAGCUUUGGUUAAUUUUCAUGAAUAUUUCAAAUUUAACUAUUCUAUGGUGAAAUUUUAUUUGGCAUAGAUUAUCACAGAAACUAAUGUUUUAUUUCUAUGAGAAAGUUUUAAAUGUGUAUGCAGACUUUGGAUAUAUGCAGACCAAAACACCUACAAAGGUAUUUGAUUUGUGAGUGAUUAGAUGAUCAAAUUGAUACAGGAAAGAGUCCCUGGUGUAAUAAUCUUUUAUUUAAUCUAUAGCCUAUGCAGAGAUAAAAUGGUGUUUGUCAUUGACUCUCAGGGCAGGUUGAAAUGCACUUAUUUAGGAUGGAGACCUUUUGCUGUUAUACAUGUUGUUUAUCUUGAUUGAAAAUGUGUGUGGUUUUUUUUUUGCAGUAUUUUGUGAUUUCUAGCUUUGCACAAGUCAGACAAGACCAGAAAAUUGAUGAAUUUCCAAUAUAGUUGUAGAAAUCUAGAAGAUUCUCGUGAUUUUCUGGUGACCUUUUUAGGUAGUUUUAUCAGAAAAUGUACUCUUGACAGACUGGAAAACAGUGACUGGCUUGUGCAAAAAGCUUUUUAAUGACGAAAGAAAGCUGAUACAGCUUUUUUCCAAAGAAAACAAUAUUAAGUUUAAAACGAUAACAUAGCAAAUGCAUUUAGCAAAUACUACUUUUACUUUUACAGUUGCAUAAUUUGGUAAUCUUGCUAGCUUCAAAUUAGUUCCACAAAUAACAGUGAAAUAGUGCACACUUUAUCAUAACUGUUUGCAGCAAGAUGUGAUGUUGGCUAAAGUGAUGUUAUAUGAAAUGUGUGCAAAUAGUGUGCUGUUUGCAAGGGGUUAAGCAAAAAUCCCAAAGCUUUUGUGCUUUGGUUUCUUUUUUAGCAAGCUUGUAAAUUUAUAAAAUAUGUGGAGCUAGAAUAUAUGUUGAGAAGAUUUUGGAGUGGUUUUUUUUUUUUUUAAAGCAUCUAGUACUUUAUUAUUGUAAUCAAGAACUAAAUAUUUCUAAAGAGUAUUUCUGGAGGUAUAUGUUGCAGCAACCAUAUUCAAGAUUUGUGUGACUGAUGUGGGAUAAGCCUCAAAAACAACAAUCAGCCUGUCUUGCUUUGGACUUGAAUGGUCAAAAUUAUUUGUGAAUAUUAUCAAAAUUUGCUUAUUUUUUUUGCAUUGUGGCUGAAGAUCCGAUUCCAAGGCUGUGAAUGAUCAUGUUUUAUGAUGUUCAUUGUGCAUUUUUAUUGUUUAUUUUUUUCAGAUUGUUGUAUCCCCAGUUGUGUGUGGGGUGUGGGCGCAAUUAUAUGCAUGCAUAUGUACAAUCAUGCAUGUAUUACAAUUGUGCAAUCUGCAGAGAUUUUGGCCCAUAUAAAGACAUAUGCAGCAACAAAAGUUUGCAUGUUUUUGUUACAAACCUGUAUAUAAACAUUAAAACAACAUGUUAACACAA
Pomacea canaliculata is the source of this 3387-nucleotide messenger RNA. RefSeq names its product leptin receptor overlapping transcript-like 1. The record is from RefSeq and is a predicted model, not a curated record. The transcript has 5 exons. Gene Ontology annotation, cellular component: endosome. Gene Ontology annotation, biological process: late endosome to vacuole transport via multivesicular body sorting pathway. NCBI's taxonomy places the organism in Eukaryota, Metazoa, Mollusca, Gastropoda, Architaenioglossa, Ampullariidae. The coding region runs from base 587 to 1000 and encodes 137 amino acids.